Messenger RNA from Podarcis lilfordi (Lilford's wall lizard), 7335 nucleotides. The record is from the annotation of a GenBank genome assembly. Lineage: Eukaryota; Metazoa; Chordata; Lepidosauria; Squamata; Lacertidae.
AUGGCCUGGCGAGUUUCCCCGGAGAGGAGCCGGAUUCCGGUGCAGGGACGGAGCGAGGAGUCCGAGGUGCAGGAGGGAGGAGGAGGAGAGCACGUACGCCUCGCCUGGCAGGAUCAGGCCCCGAGUGGAGUCAGAGGCUGCAGGGCGCCCCCCAACCGGGCAGGAAGGGGAAGGGGCGCAGCUGAGGGGCAGGGCAUCUGCAGGAGGGCACAGGGGCAAACAUCUCUGGCUCAGGCUGGCACGGACCCUGCCGGAGACCCUGGGGAGCUGCUCCCUUCAGUCCUGAGCUCAAGGGGCAGAAUGAGGGGUCCAAGGGAAGGGGAGGAAGGGGGGGGGGAGAGCAGUGCAGCACGGGGGGGCUCUUCCUGUGCAGCCCCCUGACACCCUUUGCAGACCACUACUCCUGCCCCCCCUUCCUCUGCCAGUGCCAUUGAUAAAUCUAUCGCCCUCAUUUGUGAAUUGGUCUGAUCGCCUUUGAAAGCUCUCUUUGCCACCACCAUCACCGCAUCUUGUGGCAAUGAUGUCCGUCAGGUUCAUUUAGCAAGGAAAUGGCUUCUUUUGCCUGCCCCAAAUCAAGGUACACUGUGCCUACACAUGGAGGUUCUGUUGAUCUGUCACGGCAAUUAAAACAGCUGAUAGAUCUAUACUCCAGAGAAUGCAUCUGAUCUUUUCCCAAGCUGUCAAAGCUAGUGACCUCUUGUGUCUGCGUGUAAAUAAGUGAGACAGGCUUAAGCCUGGUUUCAUUAAUUGUUUUAUUUCCACCUUCCUCAGUAAGGCAAAUGAAGGACGAGUGUUGAAGUGAGUUCCAGAUUUGAGAAGGCAGAGGAAAGGAGGAUUCUAUGUUCAGAUUAUUCAUGUUCAGAUUAUUACUCAUUUCAUUUCUAUACUGCUUCAUAUUUUUAAGGGAAAAAAUCUCAAAGCAAUUAAUGGAAAAUCUCAUUGCAGUUUGUGUCCAUAGGAUGUUGAGAGCAUUAACUCUGUAGAUCCAGGAGUUCUCUCCUCCUGAUAGUCUCAGAUUUGAUUGUUCUUUCUGAUAGAGAGGAGGAACGAAACAUUUAUGGGCUUAAAGCUGCAUUAAUUCUGGAGGCCACAUUCCAGUGAGCUUUGUGGCCAAUGUAUGCGCAUGCAUGUGCACCCAGAAAAGAGAUGCAGACCAUAAAGUCACAUGCACACAUGCCAGAGGUGCUGCCCACACUCACCAGACAUGCCAUCUAGCAUACAUACAAGUCUUGCAAACACAAUCAGCAUGUUUAGACCUUCCAACCCCAGUCUUGGGGGGAGGAGAAAUAAGAGCACAAGAAGACCCUGCUGAAUUAGCAAUGAGUUCUAAGAAAAAAGACCCUAAUGAUCAUUCUUUAGAAAUCCUUUAAAGAGCAGCCCGAGGGAUCAUUUAUUUCCAGAGCAGGGCUUUUACCCCAUUUCAGCACUGUGCUGGUUUGUGGUGAAAUUGGAGUUUAAAAAAUCUCUCUAAGGCCCCUUAGGCAUCUUUCUCUUCAGGACAGACAGAGAUCUUCAUCCUAUGAUCAGAUCAGGAGAUGGAAACGGCAGGGACUAGCAGGACACACCCUGAGGCUUGGCAAGCCAUAUGCAGCCAAUGGACUGCAAGUUAGAAUGUCUUCAGUCAAGAGAGUUUGUGACCAUCAAAUAUAAAAUAUUUUGGAGUGAGUUCUUUGAUUUUGUUGGUCAAUAUUUGUUUUGUCAGUUUCUUAGACUGUGCAGAUACCAUACAUUUAAAGCACGUGGCUUCCCCAGAGAACCACAGGACCUGUAGUUUAUUGCUACAGCUCUCAACACCCCUAACAAACUGUAGCUCACAGGAUUUCUCGGGUGAAGUCAUGUACUUUCAAUGUUAGGUGGGUCUGUUGCAGCCUUAAUCACAUACAAAGAUCUGUUGCUGCCUUUCCAACAUGCUAGAAGUUGCAGCCAGGAUCAGCAUUCCCUGUCCACUGAACAUGCUCAGUCCUCUCACUGGGUUGUUUUUGGAUUUCCUUCCACUGCCUUGGUUCCCCCACCCCCAAAUAUUAUUUGUACUUCCAUAAACCUUGAUGUUUCCCCCAGUCUUUGGAUAACUUCCCCUCGUCCCUGGGUGGAGUCAUUUGGGUGACAUAAUGAUUGUCAUUCACAUCCUGAACAUUAGAAAUAGAAAGAGUAAUAAUAUAUUUCAAAAACUGGCUAAUGCUUAAAAAAUGUGCUUUUGUUUUUAUUCUUGGGUUUUAUUUUACUUUGUGUUUAUUUCUGUUCCAGGAGGGUGACGUAAAAAUUGCAGAGCAGCGACCCAGGAGACCCAUUCAAAGGGAGAGACUGGAGUGUAAAGGAAAGAACCCUCCUGCCGGCCAAGUUGGGACCAUCAGGGAUCUUCUGCCUCGGGCAGAUUUAUGUCAAAUUAAGCAGGAGGCAGAGGAGGGGCAGUCACAGCAGCAGUCGGAGGCCCAGAAGCAGGAUUUCCUGAAGACGAUGCAGCCCCCUCGUUCAGGGUGGGAAACCCCACAGGCUCCCAGUUCUCCCCACUCUGGGGAUGGUGUCCUCUCCUUCAGGGGAGCUGCAGAUGCCAGUCGGUGGCCCAGUGGGAGAGUAGGGGGAGCAGACCAGACCCAGCUCCCAGACACUGAGGGGCUUCUGGGAAAGGUAAGUGCCCUCCUCUCACCUGGGUUUCCAGGACCUGGAGGUCACAGGUCCAGUGCCUCUAGACAUGGAGGUUCUGUUUAGCUUUGGUGGUGAAUAUUCCUCCUCCCUGCACUUUCUCUCUAAUCCACUUUUAAAAGGCUUGCUAGACCAAACUUUCUUACACAUGGGAGUUUUGCGAUCAUAUCUCCUGAUGUUGUUACUUUAAUAAAGCAACCACAGGGGACUCUGAAUUUCAUCAGAGCAGAAGCUACAUCAGAAGAGGGGUCCUUCCACCAACCCCCUUUUUCCUCCUCUAAAUUGCCUCCAUUUCCAAAAUGCUCUUUUCUCCCCACUGAGGUAAAAAUCUUGGCACGUCUUGCAGCCUCACCACUGCCAUCUGCAGUGCAAAUAGAAUAACACUAGCCUACAUUGCAAGAUUGUUCCAAGAUUUAUUAAGAUAAUGUCCAUGUUCAGAUGACUGAAUCACAGCCUGAAAAGUUGGGUUACAAAUAGGAACAAUUUUUGGUACAUUGCUGUACUAAUGUACAUUUGGUACAUUACGAUAAAACCUAAGUUGACCCAAGUUUAAAACAAAAAACUCUAGCCGCCACCACCACAGUCUCCUGAACCCCACAAACAGAAUGCAUCACUCCAGGAAGGACUCCCCACCCAACCUUUAGUGAGAGAGGGAAAAGAGAAGGACUCUGCAUGGGUAGUUGCACAAAUUUACCAGCUGUGGUCCUGCACUGGCAGCAAGGCUAACAAACAGGGGAGCUGGGAACGUGCUGGUCCCAUAUCUCCCUGCAUCUGCCUCCUGACCUAAUUGUCCCAGCUUACCUCAUGAUUGGGCCGGCCCUGAUGGGGAACUGUGAUGAAACCAGACAGUCUCUUAUGAGCCAUAACUAACAAACUUUCCAUUUUGCCCAAACCAGGAAACUAUGGCUGCCAGCUUUGGAACAAGCUGGGAUAUUAAGCUAACUUCAAACUGUGCUUGGUCAAAACAGGAAAUUCUGGCUGAUCAGUGGCUUCGUGGUUUGACUGAUCCCACUGAUAGCAGUAAAAAUAGGAAGCCCUGUUGCGUUCGAAGGGGUUGUUUGGACAAAGUCUCUGAUCAGCAUGCCUAGCAGGACAGGCUUAAAAAGGUAAAGGGACCCCUGACCAUUAGGUCCAGUCAUCACCAACUCUGGAGCUGCAGCGCUCAUUUCGCUUUUUUGGCCGAGGGAGCCGGCGUACACCUUCCGGGACAUGUGGCCAGCAUGACUAAACCGCUUCUUGCGAACCAGAGCAGCGCACGGAAAUGCCGUUUACCUUCCUGCCAAAGCGGUACCUAUUUAUCUACUUGCACUUUGACGUGCUAUCGUACUGCUAGGUUGGCAGGAGCAGGGACCGAGCAACGGGAGCUCACCCCAUCGCAGGGAUGCAAACCGCCGAUUAUUAUUACUUUCAUCCUCCCUAUCUGACUGGGUUGCCUCUGCCCAUCUGGGUAGCUUCCAACAAAAUAAAAACCAUCAAAAAUUUCCUUGUAAAAGGCUGCCUUCGGAAAUCUUCCAUUUUGUAGAAAUGGCCUUCGGUUUUACAGAAUUGUCCUCUUUAAGGAAUCACGUGGUGUAAACAUGCAAGUUGUCCUCUAGGUCCAAACACACACAGACACAUACAUAGUAGGAGCAAGCAGUGCUUUAAAGUGCUUCUCUUGCAAACUUGCCAUCUAAGUUGUUUACUCCUGACCAAAGCUCCUGUUUCCCUAAAGGACAGGAGGGGGAGCAGAGGAGGAAACGAAUGGGUUUGAAGGCUCUUUCCACCAGCCGCCUCUCUCCCCUGAGGAACAAGAGCAAAGGGUGUUUUCAGGGCAGGAGGGCAGAGGAGGAGGCAGCGAGGGCAGAGGGAGCAGUGGGCGGAUCCCCCGCCUCUCCCAGGGGGUCCAGAUGCAAGCAAGGGGCUUCCUUCUUCUCCAUGCAAGGGCCACCCAUGUAUUCAGAGCAGUCCUUUAAAGAUUAACACUUAAGUUCCAUGGGAUCUACUCUCAGGCCACUAAUGUGCAUACCAUGCCAGCCUUAAGAAGGGAGGUGGGACAGGCAGGUGAAAGGAAUUGCCAAAGGUGUUUGAAAAUGCGUGGGGUCCCUUGGGAAGGGGGUGCCCAGUUGGGGCUUCUUCAGGGGCAGCAGAAUGUCUUGGGCAGGAGAAUCCCUGCAGGGGCUCUCAGACUCCCUUGGCUUCUUCUUCCCUCCCUCCCAGGAAGCUGCAACUUGCUCUGGAUUCUGCGCUCCUCAGGAAGCUGAACCUGCAAACCUAGCUGAGACUGAACCUGCAACCCUGGCCAGGAUGGAAGGAGGAAGAUGGACGGUUGACCUGGUCAGGCUCUCUCCCGCAUCCCUCCCCACAACCUCUGAGCAUUCCCUCCCAGGACCCUUGGAGAAAUCUGGUGAGUUCCAGAGGAGAGGAGAUGGGGACAGGGAUAGAUGGUGGAGGGAGAAAGAGGAAAAGAUGGAGAGGAGACAAAUGGAAGGAAGUUCCUGACAGGAAGAAGGAAGGGGUGAGGCCUUCUCCAAAGCAGCUCUUUGUUUCUUGAAUCCUUUUCCUAAAGUAGUGGGAGCAGAUUUUCUUUCUCCAGGCUUUGAAAUCUUAGGUGUUAUUUCCACGGCAAGAAUAAUUGAUGAUAAUGAUGUUGCACACCAAUCCUGAAAAAUGGGUGAAGGGGAAUGGAAAUGCUUCCCAUAAUUAGUUAUAAUUAAUGUAUUUAAAUAGUUUCUGUUACUCUUAUUUUUUAUAGACAGGGUCAGAAUGAUACAUUCCACCAGCACCAAAACACAAUAAAUGCAUGCACCUUCCCAGUCUGGUGGGGUUCAGGGACAAAGGACCAGUUAUCAUGAUACACGAUUCUUGUGGCUGGAGGCUCUGCACUUAGGAUUGGGCAUAUAAAGUCAAAGAGCGGAUGGUAUUAUAAGCAAAUUGUGUAAACUUGCCAAUCUUACAGACUGGGGUUGUGUGUGAGAGGGAGGGAGGGAGGGAGUGGGAUUAUAAUUUAUAGCGCCCCUGUGUAAUGGCUUGGUUCUCCCGCACAGACGCGAGACAACUCCAGUAGUAAUUAUCUCAGGUUUAUUGCUCAAACUCACAAAUCACUGUGGAGCUCAGUCUUCGGCCUGUUCAUCCCAGCUUGCAGUUGCCAAGUCCUCCAACAAAGAAGCCCCCACUUUCACUUUCUUUCCCCCUCUUCUCGCAGAUUCUCUUGAGCCUACGAUUUUUUGGACAGGCUAUUUCCAGGGUCUCUGUGUCAGAGCUCAAACCAGAGAUAACAGUCUGUGCCCCCCCCCGGCACCCCCUCUUCCUGCUCUUUCUUCUUUCCUCCUGCUGCAGCUUGGCUGCUCCUCCCCUGCUUCACAUUCCAACUGAAUCACAUCUCUUGCGUUCUCAGGCUCUGUCACCGGAGGCACGAGAGGCUUGAGAUUCACAGAGCUGACACCCUGUAAUUUUGUCCGUUCCUAAGCUUCCAUGGAGAUACUGUGGUACAACCUAGGUGCAAAUUUCAACAUAAGUACACAAAGCCAACAAAGAGACUCAGAGGUUUAUAGUGGCACCAGCUUUCCUGGUCAAGAGUCCUCUUUGUCAGACUGCAGCCCACAAAAGCUUAGACCAUAAUACAUUUAUCUGCCUUUAAGGGCUGCAAAAGAUGAAUAAACAGAAGCGUAGUUCAUCUAUGGAAUCUAUGCUACAGGAGACAGUGACGGCCAGCAACAUGGAUAGCUUGAGGAAAAGGAUAAGACAGACGUCUCUGCUCUGCCCUCGCGGUCUUAGGCAAUAAUGCUUCUUAAUACUAGUUUCUGGAAAGCACAGGAAGGCAGAGAAGACUCUUGUGCUCCAAUCCUGCUUGCCGGUUUCCCACAGGCAUCUGGUUGGCCUCUGUGAGAAGAGGAUGCUGGACUAGGUGGGCCUUUGCCUGAUCCAGCAGGCUCUUCUUAGGUUCCAAUCUAUUGCAAUAUUUUUACAGUUACAUGUAGCACUUAAGUUUUAUUUAUUUCACAAUGGAGACACUGUUACUUGAGCCUGAGAUCAUUUCUUCACUUCAGAAAGAAAAAAUAGAUGUGUCUAAUAAGACAAUUCCACCAUAGAUCUGUAUUAUAAAACGAUGGUGCUUUAUUAAGUUUGAAUGGAGUGAUCAUGUUUUGCUCUUGCCACUAUCUCAUCAGCUUUCGUAAAAUUUGGAACAUAGAGAGGAUAGUGGAGAAUGAAGGUGUUAAAAUGAGAGAAGGUACAGAUUGGGAUUGACAUGUGUUCAGUUCCCUUUUUGUCUUUCUUGAAAGUCUAACAGGAUUCUCUUUCCUCCCAGACUCCCAAACAGGUGAGGAAGAUGAAAGUCAUAAUUCUAUGGAGCCACAUGUGAAUUUAUGGGGGAAAACAAAGAAAUUGAGGAUACAACAAAAAAGUCACAAAGGAGAGAAACUAUUUGAAUGUAUUGAAUGUGGAAAGAGCUUCAGUCAAAGUGGAGCACUUAGAAGACACCAACGAACUCAUACAGGGGAGAAACCAUUUGAAUGUUUUGAGUGUGGAAAGAGCUUCAGUGAAAGUGGAGCACUUAGAAGACACCAACAAACUCAUACAGGGGAGAAACUAUUUGAAUAUUCGGCAUGUGGAAAGAGCUUCAGUCAAAGUGUAGCACUCAGAAUACACCAAAGAACUCACACAGGAGAGAAACCAUUUGAAUGUUUUGAGUGUGGAAAGAGCUUCAGUGAAAGUUGA